AUGUGUCCACAUAAUAAAGUUAGUCGGUGUAUUAAUCAAAAUAACCAGAGAUCAUUAACAUGGAAUAUAUCGUUGACUGAUGAUCAAGAUAAAGUAUCUGAAAACUUUUUAAGGAUGUAUAAUGAACCAACAACGGUUGCUGAAAAAUUUGGUUCAGCUAUUUUAACGGUUCCUGAGAACAUCAGAAAACAAGCUGAUGAAUUAUUCAAACCUUCAGAAAUCAAUCCAAACGAAAUAUUUGAUUGGGUAAAUACCAAAGUCUCGUGGAUUCUUCCAUCCUGCUAUCAACAAUACCUUAAGUCUAUUCCUGCAAACCAGUCGGUCGGCUGGACACAGGUGACCGUCCAAUCAUCACCGUCAGAUUGCGGCCGGUCAGUGUCGUCGGCCGAAUUCGUGCAGUACAACGCCACCGCUGACGGCCGCUCGUCAUCGCCGACGUCUGUCCGCUGGCCGUCUCGUCUUUUCUACUGCGUCAAUGCCGACAGCAACACGAUCAACAAGCUGGUGGAACACUACUGCACUUUCUGUUACAAGAACCACGAACCGCCCGAAGUGUACGGCGGCCACCUGGUCCGGGAUGACACGCGCACCACUUGCCCUAAGCUCAGAGCGCUCCGGUGCAAGCACUGCAGCGGCACCGGCGACAACGCGCACACCAUCAAGUACUGUCCAUUCUUGUACUCUAACUACAGUUGA
Acyrthosiphon pisum (pea aphid) is the source of this 696-nucleotide messenger RNA. RefSeq names its product protein nanos-like. The transcript is spliced from 3 exons. The record is from RefSeq and is a predicted model, not a curated record. The coding region runs from base 1 to 696 and encodes 231 amino acids. NCBI's taxonomy places the organism in Eukaryota, Metazoa, Arthropoda, Insecta, Hemiptera, Aphididae. Gene Ontology annotation, molecular function: zinc ion binding; RNA binding.